AUGGCUUUGGGCUAUGAUGAAGAGGUGGCAUUGAGGGCUAUUUUGAAGAACGAGCAUGUUAUGGUGGGGUGGACCACCACUGGAGCCCAGGAUGAUCCCGAGCCAUCGUUUGCUGACCUGAUGCGGCUGGAGGAGUGCUCACUUGCCAGCAUGGUUUGCCCCACAGGAACGUGGCCAUGUUUGCUACGGGUUUCUGAGCAAACACAAAGCAGUUUUACGGCACCUGAACCAGAAAGACAAAAUGAUCCUGAGCUGGUGGCUCCUUCCAUGUGCAAGAACAUCAUCUCAGUAUCUAAUGGCCAGCGGGCAACGCCCGAAGACAGCUCAUCGAUCAGAGAGGUUCAAUGA
Molecule: messenger RNA, 348 nt
Organism: Striga asiatica
Lineage: Eukaryota; Viridiplantae; Streptophyta; Magnoliopsida; Lamiales; Orobanchaceae
Source: the annotation of a GenBank genome assembly